Vigna unguiculata (cowpea) is the source of this 1638-nucleotide messenger RNA. RefSeq names its product trihelix transcription factor GT-1-like. The record is from RefSeq and is a predicted model, not a curated record. Lineage: Eukaryota; Viridiplantae; Streptophyta; Magnoliopsida; Fabales; Fabaceae.
CUUUCCACCGCAUCCAAAAAGCUUUUACUUCACGCUGACAUACACACAAAGCAAAAUCCCCUACCCUUCUUCACUGCUUCACCACUUCAAAAUUUCACCCCAAAACCCAAUCCCUAACUUUUACAAUUACAAUUACCAUCGCCAUCACUCUCUCUUUCUCAAUCCUCCUUCGGCAAUAGAAUCCCUCAAACCAACAAUUCACACUCUCACACAUACAGCAACCAACUUACCGAACCAUGUAUUUGUCGGAGAAACCGCGUCCAAUCGACUUCUACAAGGAGGAAGGUGCGCGCGAUAUGAUGAUCGAGGUGGUCUCCAACGGCGAACUGCCGCCGCCGCCGCCGCACCACCCGCCGCCGAUGAUCCUCGGCGAGAGCAGCGGAGAAGACCCCGAGGUGGAGAUCAAGGCCCCCAAGAAACGGGCGGAGACGUGGGUGCAGGACGAGACGCGCUCGCUCAUUGGCCUCCGCCGCGAGAUGGACGCGCUCUUCAAUACCUCCAAGUCCAACAAGCACCUCUGGGAACAGAUAUCCUCCAAGAUGAGGGAGAAGGGUUUUGAUCGCUCUCCCACCAUGUGCACCGAUAAGUGGCGCAACCUGCUAAAGGAGUUCAAGAAGGCAAAGCACCAGGACCGUGGAGGGAGCGGCUCUGCUAAGAUGUCGUAUUACAAGGAGAUUGAUGAGAUCCUCAGAGAGAGGAGCAAGAACGUGCAGUACAAGAGUCCCACUCCUCCGCCAAAGGUUGAUUCUUUCAUGCAGUUUGCUGAUAAAGGUAUUGAUGAUACUAGCAUCUCUUUUGGGCCUGUAGAAGCUACUGGAAGACCAACACUAAAUCUUGAGAGAAGUUUGGAUCAUGAUGGGCAUCCGCUUGCCAUUACCACAGCUGAUGCUGUUGCAGCUAGUGGAGUCCCUCCUUGGAAUUGGAGAGAGACUUCUGGAAAUGGUGGAGAAAGUCAGUCAUGUUGUGGAAGGGUUAUAUCAGUUAAAUGGUGUGAUUAUACAAGACGAAUAGGUAUUGAUGGCACUCCAGAAGCCAUCAAAGAGGCAAUCAGGGCUGCUUUUAGGUUGAGAACUAAACGCGCAUUUUGGUUGGAGGAUGAGGACCAGAUUAUCCGAAGUAUUGACCGUGAAAUGCCUAUUGGAAGUUAUACUCUUCACCUUGAUGAAGGAAUGGCCAUUAAAUUAUGUCUCUAUGAUGAGUCUGAGCACCUUCCUGUGCAUACUGAAGAUAAGGUAUUUUACACUGAAAAUGAUUAUCGUGAUUUUCUGACCCGCCGGGGUUGGGUGUGUCUAAGAGAAUUUGAUGGAUAUAGAAAUAUUGACAAUUUGGAUGAUCUUCGACCUGGUGCCAUAUAUCGUGGUGUGAGUUGAAAAGUAGAUGGCAUGAUCAAAUUCUCUGGAGAACUAUGGUGGGGUCUGUUCAGGUUUUUGAUAUAUGUGCGACACUAACCUGAAAUUGUAUAAGUUUUACAUUUGAUAACGCUGUUUAUAGUUUUUUGAUAGGAAAAUUAACUAGCCCUUCUGCACAAAAAUCCGUUUCAAUCAAUGGCGUUUACAUGUCUGUAAAUAUGCAUUUGCAGUGACAACAUAUUAUUAUUGUCUAGAUUUUUUAAUGGAUCAUUUUCGUCAAAUUUUGGUA